AUGGAGAAUGUACAGAAUCUACCGCCGCAUCAGCAACAGCAGUUCAUGCAAAAGCUGGAGCAGGCGCAGAUGACAGACAGUCUCACAAUGUACAACAAUCUUGUGGAGCGAUGCUUCGAAGCGUGUUCGUAUUCCUUUCGCUCCAAGACACUGGAGAAGUACGAGACUUCGUGCAUGGAGAACUGCGCGUCUCGCUACAUCAAGAUGGCCCAGAGGGUUGGCCUCAGGUUCCAAGAGCACCAAGCCAUGCAGCAGCAACAGCAGCAACCGAAAUAA
Messenger RNA from Seminavis robusta, 276 nucleotides. Lineage: Eukaryota; Bacillariophyta; Bacillariophyceae; Naviculales; Naviculaceae. The record is from the annotation of a GenBank genome assembly.